Messenger RNA from Colletotrichum costaricense, 2160 nucleotides. RefSeq lists its product as uncharacterized. Lineage: Eukaryota; Fungi; Ascomycota; Sordariomycetes; Glomerellales; Glomerellaceae. The transcript has 2 exons. The record is from RefSeq and is a predicted model, not a curated record. The coding region runs from base 1 to 2160 and encodes 719 amino acids.
AUGCCCGGCACCGGGGUCCAAGCCCAUCCCGAUGCUGCCCAGGAGCGGCCGCCUUGUACGGUCUGCUGCGAUCUCGACAAGGCGCAUAUGCCUGGAUCUGUCGACUCCAGGGAUUUUUCCCGCGAUCUUGGGAGCAUUAUUAAGGCCGGUAAGAAGGGAUGCCAAAUAUGUUACGCCAUCAAAGUUGCUAUCUUUUGGGCCAAUAAUGUCAACGUUCCCAAGAAGAGGCUGAUGCUUGAUGAUUCAUACGCCGUCAUUCACCUGUACGAGGCUAUCUCUAUCCAAUCAUUUGUCAAAUAUCGGAACUCCGCGAACAAUGUCAUUCUCGUGAAGGGCAUAGUCGACUUGUUCACGAAACCAGGCAAGCCGCUGCCGUGGAAGUCUAUCGGAGUCUCUAAUGAGGUUCCUCUCAAACUACACUCUAAGCAUCGGCAGAAGACGAUCCGUGGAUGGGUCGAUGAAUGCAAUGCAACACACAAGACAUGUGGCACGAGGAUGUAUCCGUCUGAGCCCGGUCUUGCUCCUCGGCGGUUUCUGGAUCUUGGAAAAAGCCCGCGGAACGGUAUCAAACUGGUCGACUCUUGUUCAGUCUCCGGGCCCUACAUCACCGUCGUCCAUGGCUACACCGGCCCGUUACCGGCUCCUUCAUCGUUGACAACCUCGGAAAACUUCGACCAGCGCCAAAAGUCUUUGCAGUGGUGGCAAAUACCUGUGGCCCUGCAAGAGACCAUGACGGUCGCUAGCGAAUUGGGUAUCCAGUAUGCUUGGGUCCAAGAUUUCUGCGUCAUUCAAGACAUCGAGGAAGACGUAAACUGGCACUUGGCUCGAGAGGAUAUCAUCUUCGGACGGUCAUACCUCACUAUCGCCUUGACAAGCGUUAAAGAUCUCAGGCUGAGCAAUUUCGGCCCCGAGCGACAGAACAGCAUAGCCGGCGUCGAAAACGCGGGUAGAUCCGUUGCCAUUCAAGUCAGUAAAUUUGGCCGCACACACUACAUUUAUGCUCGGCAGAGUAUGCAUUGGUAUCACGUGGCAUUCGCCAACAAGACCUUGUUGCGGCCCAUGGAUGAUGACGAAGAAUCAAAUGUCUUUGAAGAACACCAUGGACUCUUCCAGCAUGCCCCUGCUUUCCAGCGCCUUUUGCUGUCUCGCAGGGUGCUUUAUCUGCACAAGUCAGAGCUUGUGUGGGACUGCCUUGAACGGCCCAGAUGCGAGUGCGAUGACCCAAUGUACUUUGGACAAGGACAAAAUGUUGUACAGAACAUCCUGAAGAAACCCACCUGGAUCUCGCGCGGGGCCGUCGGGCCUCCCGACUAUGUGCUCAACCUUUACAAAGCCCUAACGCCGGCCGACCCCGAAGAGAAGCUGGCAGUUGUCGCCGGCCUCUUUCGACACAUCCUUCGUCUCAAUGGAAGAUCCCACUUCGCCGGGAUCGCAGUAGACACACCUGAAGAGCUGUCGCUUGACCUUCUAUGGACCACCCUGCCGCCUGAGAGGGCGCAACCGAACCAGCUCGACCAAGAUUCCCCAUCUAUCCCAGACGCAUAUCGACAUCACACCAGUCGCAUCCCGUCAUGGUCCUGGGCAUCCAUGGUUCUGAGCAAGGGAACUACAUUUGGAGGAGCCUCACAGCUAUCGCCAGGCUACACAUUCGACUCUUUCGAUCGCAGUAUGUCAUUCGGCUCAGUGGGAAUGUUCUACGACGAGUUGCCCGGAUCCGACGAUAGUCUGCUAGCCACCAACUACCGCAUAAAAGCCAAAGCGGCGAUUCGACCGAUCACUGCCGUGCCACCGAUGGGCAGAAGACCCCUAAUUCCACAUCUGUUUAGCUGUUACGACGGUGAUCCCUUGGAUCGCAAUUCUCACAUGAUCUUCCGGUUUCUGCCGGAUUGCGCGAGGCUUCGCGGUUCGUUCCAAGCCAGUGAUGGGUUCAAAUGUUACAUUAUGCUGCUAGGCGUCGCGACGCCAGUUGGGCAUGACCGGGAGGGACCAAUCAACCAGUCUUGUACCUGUGCACAUACUGAAUACCACAUGCAAGUUGGCUUGGUCCUGCGAGAAUCGCUGCGGAAUGAGGGUGCAUUCGAGCGGAUUGGGACGUUUGCAGUAUCGGAGAGUCGCGGCAUGUUCUUGGGAGUCGUGCCGCGUGACUUGACCCUAGUCUGA